AUGCGUGUUUUCGUUACAGGCGCAACAGGCUUUGUCGGCUCAGCUGUCGUCAAAGAGCUACUAGCUGCCGGUCACUCUGUCCUCGGCCUAGCCCGCAGCGACAAAGGAGUCGAACAGCUCAAGACUCAAGGCGCCGAAGCCCUUUUUGGCACAAUUGAGGACUUGGAAGUUCUCAAGAAGGGUGCUUUUGUGUCUGAUGCCGUCAUUCAUCUGGCAUUCGUGCACAACUUUGCCGAUUUUCUUGGUUGUUGCGUCAUUGACCGUGCGGCCAUCACUGCUAUGGGCUCUGCUUUGGUUGCAGCCGGCGGAAAUCGUGCCAUGGUCAUUACUUCCGGUACCAUGAUGCUCACUCAGGGAAAGCUGGGCUAUGAGGAUGACGAGCCUGAUAUGAGCCACCCAUUUGCGGCAGCUCGUGGGGCGUCUGAGAAAGUGUGUCUCGAUUUUGCCAAACAAGGUGUUCGAGCUAGUGUUGUUAGACUUCCUCCUACGACGCAUGGAGCCGGAGGAGUUUCUGGGUUCAUGGGCCCGUUUGUGAACGUUGCACUUGAAAAGGGCGUCUCUGCAUAUGUUAGCGAAGGCCAGAAUCAUUGGUGCGCUGGUCAUCGUGAUGAUGCGGCUAGACUGUACCGUCUGGCUAUCGAAAAAGCAGAGCCUGGGUCCGUUUUCCAUGCAGUUGCCGAGGAGAGUGUCACCGUCAAGGAUAUUGCUACCGAAGUUGGCAAACAAUUGGAUAUUCCUGUUAUCAGCAUUCCUCCAGAGAAGGUGCCGGGGCAUUUUGGCUGGUUUCAUUUCGGAGCUUUGGCUGACAACAUUGUCUCGAGUGCAAAGACUAAAGAGGUGUUGGGCUGGAACCCUACUGGACCCACGGUUCUAGAGGACAUCGAGGCUAUAGUCGACUUUACGAAGUCUCAUUCAGGCCAGUGUCACUCAUUACCAUUGAAAUUCUGCUGCGAUGCGUGUUUAUACGACCCUCGGGCCUCUAAUCCUCAGCGCUGGGCUUUGCGCCGCUCGCGAUCUGCCACUACGGAAAUCGCAACGACGACUAUUUCUGGAGUGGCUUCUGAAGAGACUACCACUACUGCUGAGUCUGACAGCGCCGUCGAAACCUCUGUGACGGUGUCGACUUCGGCUUUUGAGACGUCGACUUUGGAGUCAUCAACCUUGGAGUCAACAACCUUGGAGUCAACAACUUUGGAGCCAUCAACUCUGGAGUCAUCAACUUUCCAAGUUUCGGCAUCUGCCGCUGAGGCAUCAACUCACACGACCGAAGACGCAACGACUACCACAACAUCUCCCGCCCAGAGUGCACAGACUCCACCCAACGGCGACUUCGAGGAUGCUACCCUCGCACCUUGGGAGAGUACCGGAACCACAGCAGUCCUCGUCCGGGGCCUUGCUUGCUACCAAGGGAGCCAGUGCGCAGAACUCCCAGGACCGUACAGUGGAAACACAGCCAAAAUCUGCCAGCGGGUAGACAUCCAACAGGGCUACGAGUACACUUUCGCGGCACAUCUCGCACAGAGCUGUACUUAUUACGACGCUGGAGAGAGAGAGGACCUCGACUGCGACGACAACAUCAACUCGGUUAAACUCUCCAUCGAUGGGGUGUUUGACUCGGAAGUGCAACCAGUCAGCUGGGAUAACCAGUACCAUGAAUACUCCAACACGUUCCAAUAUACUGGCCCAAGUAUUGACUCGACUGAUCUUUGCGUUUCUGCCAUUGUCAACCAGGGCGAGAGGUACGACUUCCUUGUUGAUAGCGUUUCUCUCGUGCGCGGGAACUCGGUACUUGUCCCCGAAGAGACUUGA
Molecule: messenger RNA, 1809 nt
Organism: Fusarium tjaetaba
Lineage: Eukaryota; Fungi; Ascomycota; Sordariomycetes; Hypocreales; Nectriaceae
Product: alcohol dehydrogenase
Exons: 4
Coding region: 1-1809 (602 amino acids)
Source: RefSeq, a predicted model, not a curated record